This is a messenger RNA of Vigna radiata var. radiata (mung bean), 1315 nucleotides long. Its product is annotated as myb-related protein 306. Lineage: Eukaryota; Viridiplantae; Streptophyta; Magnoliopsida; Fabales; Fabaceae. The record is from RefSeq and is a predicted model, not a curated record. Bases 231 to 1184 code for a protein of 317 amino acids. The transcript is spliced from 3 exons. Gene Ontology annotation, biological process: response to auxin.
ACCCUCUCAUUUUAGCUAUAAAUGUACAUCAACCAAAGGUUUGCCUUGGACAUAUGCUUUAGAUCCUAUCAAGUAGGGAUAUAGAGAAAUAAGAAGAAAGAUAUUACCACCUCAGACGUUAGAGAAAGAAAGGAAAACGACCUAUUUUCCUUUAGAGCUCAAGAGGCUAUAGAAAAUUAGAAAGACAAGCAUAAAGGCGGUGAAAUAAAAGAGAGAGACAGGAAGGAGACAUGGGAAGACCACCUUGUUGUGACAAAGAAGGAGUCAAGAAAGGGCCUUGGACUCCUGAAGAAGACAUCAUUUUGGUGUCUUAUAUACAGGAGCAUGGUCCUGGCAAUUGGAGGACAGUUCCUACCAAGACAGGGUUGUCAAGAUGCAGUAAGAGUUGUAGACUUAGAUGGACAAAUUACCUGCGCCCAGGAAUCAAACGUGGUAACUUCACAGAACAGGAGGAGAAGAUGAUUAUCCACCUUCAAGAUCUUUUAGGGAACAGAUGGGCUGCAAUAGCUUCAUACCUUCCACAGAGAACGGAUAAUGACAUAAAGAACUAUUGGAACACCCAUUUAAGAAAGAAGUUGAAAAAGUUGCAAACAGGUUGUGAAGGUAGCUUGGGAGAUUCGUUUUCAGGAUCAAGGCAAAUUCCUAGGGGCCAGUGGGAAAGAAGGCUCCAAACUGAUAUCCAAAUGGCAAAGAGAGCUCUCAGUGAAGCUCUUUCCCCAGAGAAGCCAUCUUGUUUAUCUGGAUCAAACUCAAACCCUUCAGAGAGUAGCAGUUCCUUCUCUUCCACCAAACCAUCUCAAUCAUUGUGCUAUGCUUCCAGUGCUGAGAACAUAGCUCGUAUGUUGAAGGGUUGGAUGAAAAACCCUCCAAAGUCCUCAAGAACUAACUCAUCUGUUACUCAGAACUCCUUCAACAACUUAGUCGCAGCUGGUGCUGAUACUGCUUCUAGUGGAGCAAAGGGACCCAACAGUGUUGAAUUGUCUCAGAAUUUUGAAUCCCUGUUUGAGUUUCAUCAGUCUUUUGAUUCCUCAAACUCUGAUGAAUUGUCUCAGUCGUUUUCUCCCGAAGAAAAUAAGCCUGAUAUUGGUGCAGAAAUAAUGCCCUUCUCUUUGCUUGAGAAAUGGCUUCUUGAUGAGGCUGCUUGCCAAGAGAAAGUUGGUUGUGCUGAUGCCAAGUUUUUCUAAAUUGCUUCAUUCUGUAACAUUCAAAACUUUAUUUUUUCAAUUCUCAUGUUAACACCACCAUCGAUCUCGCUUUGGCUCUACCGAGAUGUUUUUCAAGCCUUGGGUGCUAAAAGUGUAUAUUUGAUUAUUCA